Cyclopterus lumpus (lumpfish) is the source of this 1278-nucleotide messenger RNA. RefSeq names its product solute carrier family 35 member D3. Gene Ontology annotation, molecular function: antiporter activity. The transcript is spliced from 4 exons. Gene Ontology annotation, cellular component: Golgi apparatus. Lineage: Eukaryota; Metazoa; Chordata; Actinopteri; Perciformes; Cyclopteridae. Bases 1 to 1278 code for a protein of 425 amino acids. The record is from RefSeq and is a predicted model, not a curated record.
AUGGAGGUGUUCAAGAGCCGCUUCUUGGGCAUCGGCGUGGCCGUGGCGCACGGCGUCUUCUCCGGCUCCCUGAACAUCCUGCUGAAGUUCCUCAUCAGUAAUUAUCACUUCAACUUCCUGACGCUCAUCCAGCUGCUGACCAGCAGCACCGCGGCGCUCACCCUGGAGGUCCUGCGGCGGCUCGGGAAGGUCCAGGUGCCGGCGUUCAGCCUGCAGCUCUCCAAGGAGUUCGGCCCGGUGUGCAUCCUCUCCACGCUGCAGUCCACGCUCACGCUGUGGUCCCUGCGCGGCCUCAGCCUGCCCAUGUACGUCGUGUUCAAGCGCUGCCUGCCGCUCUUCACGCUCAGCAUCGGCGUGUGCGUGCUGAGGAAUGGCGUGCCGUCCGUCGGCGUGAUCAUCGCCGUGAUCAUCACCACCGGGGGAGCCGCGCUGGCCGGUGCCGGCGAUCUCACCGGCGAUCCCUUCGGCUACGUCACCGGCGUGCUGGCGGUCAUCAUCCACGCCUCCUACCUGGUCCUGAUCCAGAAGACCAGUCUGGACAGCGAGUACGGGCCGCUCACGGCGCAGUACGCCAUCGCCAUCAUGGCCUCCCCGGUGCUCCUCGUGUGCUCCCUCAUUUCCAUGGACACCAUCAACAUGUGGUCGUACGAGGGCUGGCAGGACCCCCACAUCACGGUCAUCUUCGUCUUCUGCAUCUUCAUCGGCUGCGCCAUGAACUUCACCACGCUGCACUGCACCUACAUCAACUCCGCCGUCACCACCAGCUUCGUCGGCGUGGUGAAGAGCAUCGCCACCAUCACCGUCGGCAUGCUGGCGUUCAGCGACGUCUCGCCGACCCGGCUGUUCAUCGGCGGCGUGGCGGUCAACACCGUCGGCUCCGUCACCUACUGCAUCGUCAAGUACUUCGAGACGAGGAGGAAGAGCCUGUACGAGGACCUGGAGGAGGCCGGCAAGGACGGAGAGAAACCGGCUCUGAACGGCGACGCGCCCGCCGACGGCGCCGGAUCCGAUCCGGGACACGCGGAGCCGGAGGGCGUGUCCAAGGAGGCGGCGGCGAACGGAGAGGCGUGGACAGGAGCCGGAGGGGCGGGCGGGGACUCCCGAGUCAUGACGGAGAAGGAGGCGCUGGAGAUGCAGAGGGAGCACCUCCACAGGGAGAACGCCGCCCCCGCUCAGUCGCUCAGUGACAGCUACGUUGGGGUGUGGAGGUCCAUCAGACACCUGCAGUUUACCAAGAAGGACCCUUUGAUUGACAACAUGGAGCAGCAGAGUCCGUGA